Terrapene triunguis (Three-toed box turtle) is the source of this 4345-nucleotide messenger RNA. It is a transcript of the gene ANKH, whose product is annotated as ANKH inorganic pyrophosphate transport regulator. Lineage: Eukaryota; Metazoa; Chordata; Testudines; Emydidae. The coding region runs from base 34 to 1572 and encodes 512 amino acids. The record is from RefSeq and is a predicted model, not a curated record. Gene Ontology annotation, biological process: phosphate ion transmembrane transport. Gene Ontology annotation, molecular function: phosphate transmembrane transporter activity. Gene Ontology annotation, cellular component: membrane. The transcript has 13 exons.
GAGGCGGCGAGACAGCCCGGCUCAUCCUGCCCCAUGCCGGUGUUUCCCUGCUACGGCAGAUGUGUUUGGGGUCCUCGCACAGCUGGGACUAUGGUGAAAUUUCCAGCGCUCACUAACUACUGGCCCCUGAUCCGAUUCUUGGUUCCUUUGGGCAUCACCAAUAUAGCCAUCGACUUCGGGGAGCAGGCCUUGAACAGGGGUAUCGCAGCUGUUAAGGAAGAUGCUGUGGAAAUGCUGGCCAGCUAUGGGCUGGCCUAUUCCCUUAUGAAGUUCUUCACAGGUCCAAUGAGUGACUUCAAGAAUGUGGGUUUGGUGUUUGUGAACAGCAAACGAGACAGGACCAAAGCCGUUUUGUGCAUGGUUGUGGCUGGUGCGGUGGCUGCUGUAUUUCAUACCUUGAUAGCGUAUAGCGAUUUGGGGUAUUACAUUAUUAACAAGCUGCACCAUGUGGAUGAAUCGGUGGGAAGUAAAACUAGACGGGCCUUCCUUUAUCUUGCUGCCUUCCCUUUUAUGGAUGCCAUGGCUUGGACCCAUGCUGGCAUUCUGUUGAAACACAAGCACAGUUUCCUUGUGGGAUGUGCCUCCAUCUCAGAUGUCAUAGCUCAGGUUGUUUUUGUAGCCAUUCUGCUUCACAGUCACUUGGAAUGCAAAGAGCCUCUCCUUAUCCCAAUCUUAUCCUUGUACAUGGGGGCACUGGUCCGAUGUACCACCUUAUGCCUGGGCUACUACAAGAAUAUACAUGACAUUAUUCCUGACAGCAGUGGGCCUGAGAUGGGGGGAGAUGCUACAAUAAGGAAGAUGCUGAGUUUUUGGUGGCCUUUGGCAUUAAUUUUGGCAACUCAGCGAAUCAGUAGACCCAUUGUCAACCUUUUUGUCUCCCGGGACCUGGGCGGCAGCUCUGCCGCCACAGAGGCUGUGGCAAUUCUGACAGCUACAUACCCUGUGGGACACAUGCCGUAUGGCUGGUUGACAGAAAUUAGAGCCGUGUAUCCUGCUUUUGACAAGAAUAACCCCAGCAAUAAACUGGUGAACACCAGCAGCACAGUCACAGCAACGCAUAUCAAGAAAUUCACUUUUGUCUGCAUGGCUCUAUCGUUAACGCUCUGUUUUUUGAUGUUUUGGACUCCGAAUGCAUCAGAGAAGAUUUUAGUUGACAUAAUUGGAGUCGAUUUUGCCUUUGCAGAACUGUGUGUCAUUCCUUUGCGCAUCUUCUCCUUUUUCCCAGUUCCAGUGACAGUUAGAGCACACUUGACUGGCUGGCUCAUGACACUAAAGAAGACAUUUGUAUUGGCACCCAGCUCUGUGCUGCGCAUCAUCGUCCUCAUCACUAGUCUCAUUGUGCUGCCUUACUUAGGGGUCCAUGGAGCCACCCUAGGAGUAGGAUCACUUCUAGCUGGUUUUGUAGGAGAAUCUACCAUGGUUGCAAUAGCAGCUUGCUAUGUCUGUCAGAAACAGAAAAAGAAGCGGAACGAAAAUGAGACAGCUACAGAAGGCGAAGACUCAGUAAUGACUGACAUGCCACAGAUAGAAGAAAUGACAGACAUCGUAGAAAUGAGAGAAGAGAAUGAAUAAUAAACGGGACGUGAUUGUUCUCUGCAGGGACACAUAGAACGAUACUUCAGCAUCUUUUCUUCUCUCAUACUUUUUUUUUUCGUUUUUAUUUUUGUAAUAAAGAGGCCUUGAUUUAAUAGGCUUCAGAUAAAUUCUCUAGCAUACUGAGUAUGCUCACACUAAUGAGGGACCUAAAGAAAGGUCUUUGCUUUUGCUUGUUCAAUUGAAUUUGUUUUCUCGCUCCAUGCAAACACAAAAGAUAUGGCUGCAUCACAUGAAAGGGCAUUUUCCUCAAUACGCAUCCGUCUUCUUUGGACAAUCUGCAUUUGUCAACCAAAGCCCUGCUGUGUGUCUCUGUGCCAUUGACUCUGCUGCUGUCCUUUCUUCCCUUUUUUGUUAUUGAGAAUUUAAAAAAAAAAACACCUUUGAAAAUGCAGCUUUAUUUUACUCGCUUGACAGUGAUUUUGCUAUCUAAACUAAUGUACCACGGUGGGCCAUUAUGUUUGUUUUCACUCGUCAUUCGGUGUUAUGCUGUAUAUUGUUACAAAACAAGGUAGGAAGGCAUGAGCCCUAGUGAGCAAAUGGUACAUAAAAAUAAUAAAAGGGAUGCGAGAAAUACAGGACAAGAAUGCUAUUUAGCCUUUAUUAAGUUAUCUGAGAUGCAAGAUUUUUCCAAAAUUGUACACAUUUAAUUAAGAAGUUUUAUAGAACAUUGUUGCCAAGUCUUACACAUAGUUUCCUUAUUACCAGUUUCCGUUCUCCUUUCCUGAACAGGGUGCAGCAGUUGGUAGAGUGGUGCAGUUGCAUCUAAGGGUAUGUCUACACUGCAAUAAAACACCCAUAGGUGGUCUAUGUUAGGGCUCCUGGGGUUUGGGCUGUGGAGCUAUAAAAUUUCAGUGUAGAUGUUGGGGCUGGAGCCCAGACUCUGGAACCAAGCCGGAAGGUCUGCAUUGCAAUUUUGUAGCCCCUCAGCCCAACCCCUACAAGCCCAGUCACCUGACACAGCCAGGCGUGGGUGAUUUAUUGCAAUGUAGACAUACCCAAGAUUCUUUUCUAAGGGAAGAGAAGAAGAAGAAGAAGAAAAGCUUUACCAAAGUUCUGGUCCACUGGUCUGACAUAAGUUCUAUGUAUAAUUAGUUUAUACACUACAGUUUGCUAUACAAUUAUUUCUACAAUCUGUGUUCAAAAACAUACAUAUAACUUAGAGUACACCAUGGUAUAGCCCUUUAAUACAUAUAGCCCUAUUAAAUAUACAGGGGUAUUGCUUUAACCUGUUUCCCUAUAAAAGUAAAUCAAAAUCAGUAUGGGAGAAGUUUGAGUGCCUGCCAGGACGCUGAAGUCCCACAUUAGGGAUCCAAUUCUACAAUUCUUGCUCACAUUGAGUAACCCUUGUGAGAAUAGUUCCAUGGGAAUGAGGAGAACUGCUCACCACAUGAGUAAGUGUUGUACAGUGUGAACAAGGUGGGCACUGUUAGGUUUAAGUGGGGCUUAAAUAGCAUAGAGGGCCUUCACAUGAGUGAUGUGUAUUAGGAUGAAUUUCAUCCUAUAUGAUACAUCCUUAAAUUAUGAAUUUUAAAUCUUAUUUAGUAAAGUAUAUUUUUGUAAGUUUUAGAAGUGAAUUAUUAUUUAAUUAUGGACAAAUUCAGUUUCUAGAUUACUUACCAGCUAGUCCUUACACUUCAAAGAACUGAUCAACUCUAAAAACUUAUUUUAAAGGCUAUAUCAAUAUGUGUAUAUAUACAUAUAUGUGUAUAAAUAUAUAUAUUGUAUAUUAUGUGUAAUUUAUUUUAGGCUACAGUACACUUCCUAUUUUUCCAAGUUCAGUAAAAAUGUCUCUGAUACAGUCCGAUGUUUGCUCAUGUAUUGGUUAUACCAGUAGUGAAACGUAUUGUAUCAGUGACCAUUGCAUCUUAUUUGCAACGUUUGUACUGUUUGUUAUAUGUACAAGAUAAAAAAUGAAAUUUUGAAUGACUUGCAAAAAUCAGUCCAUUGCUAUUGAAAAUAGUGCCACAGGACGGGUGAAAUUAAAUCCAUACGGUUUCAAUGCUAUCAGGAGGUUUUUCCCACUAUUCCUUACAGUAGAAGAAAUAAACUCAGACAAAUCAACUUUGUGCUGUAUGAAUACUGUACACACAUAACAAUUCAUGAGUACAGACUCUCACAGCCAUCUGUAUAUACCCUGUAUAUAGAUUGAUGUAGACCAUAGUGACCAGUUCAAGGUCUUCUCUAGUGCCAUAGUUUUGCUUUCUCUAGUACAUCUGUGUUCAAAUUUUCAACAUGCAGGUUUUCUGGCAAAAGCAGAGCUAAACUGAGAAAAUAUUUUAUUGUAAUGUUUCUUCUGGUACAUAACUAGAAAUUUAAGCAGCAGUAUUUUUGAAUAUUUGUGAGCGUUAAAUAUUUAUGUAGUUAAAAUUCCACAAAAACAAGAAAGUAAAAAUAAAAAAAAAAUCUAAUAUUUAAAUGCUAAAGCUUUUUGUUUAGCUAGAAGUUUUAGCAUAUGGCAAAUGCCAAAUUCUUGGUGAUACAACUGGAAGUGUUAAGCUAGUGUAGCAGCUAAGAUGAAAUUUCAAUUGUGGAGAAUAAAUGUUUAAUACUCCUUGUAUAUUGAAUCUGUAAAAAUAAUCAGUGAUCAAGGAACAGCAGGGUUUGAGCAAGAUUUCAGAUGUUCUUUUAUAGCACCAGCUGUGGCUAGUGUAACAGAUUCUGUUUAAUCCCAUUUCCAGUGUGUUGUGUAUUUCCUUAAAUUGCAUUGUUGCAGUAACAGACAUGUUUCUACACUACAUGGUUUAAAUUA